AUGUCUCAUCUCCAGAUUCAUCACCACCGCCCCCUGCAGCUGGAGCCAGCCAUGUUCCACCGGCGUGUCCUGGACGAGCAGCUGGAGCUGUGGUGGUCCCGCCAGCCUCGCCAGUCGCUGCUUUGUUAUUGCUCCUCAGUGGCUCUGAUCAUGGGGCUGGGCGUUGGGGGAGUAGGUGUUUUGUCCACCACAUCCAGCCUGUCGGGAGAGUGGCGUCUGGCUGUGGGCACUGCACUGUGUCUUUUGUCCCUGGUGGUUCUUCUCAAACAAUUGCUCAGCUCUGCCAUUCAGGACAUGAACUGUGUGCGCAAUCGGCACCGCAUCGACCAGCUGAGGAGUGGGGGCCAUGUGGACCCUGUGCUCUUCCUGGCUGUGGGCAGCACAGUGUCUGUGUGUGGGACAGUGCUGCUCUGUGUGGCCUCAGCACACAGGGAGCGGGACAAGAGGGACAUGCUCCUGUUUGGAGCUGGCCUGCUGUCUGCAGGGGCAGCUCUCACCCUGGCGGCAGGCCUCUACUGCAUACUGCUGCUGGUCAAGAGGAGAAACAGCACAUACAGGGCCCCAAGAAUGAGGACAAUGAGCACACCAACUGUCCCAAUGUUCACAGUCUCUGGUCAGAACAUGUCAUCCAGCAGGACAAGCCUUAUCUAA
Messenger RNA from Knipowitschia caucasica, 651 nucleotides. The record is from the annotation of a GenBank genome assembly. NCBI's taxonomy places the organism in Eukaryota, Metazoa, Chordata, Actinopteri, Gobiiformes, Gobiidae.